Molecule: messenger RNA, 1823 nt
Organism: Bombus impatiens (common eastern bumble bee)
Lineage: Eukaryota; Metazoa; Arthropoda; Insecta; Hymenoptera; Apidae
Gene: fng
Product: fringe glycosyltransferase
Exons: 9
Coding region: 552-1793 (413 amino acids)
Biological process (GO): regulation of Notch signaling pathway
Cellular component (GO): membrane
Molecular function (GO): O-fucosylpeptide 3-beta-N-acetylglucosaminyltransferase activity
Source: RefSeq, a predicted model, not a curated record
ACACUCGCUGCUCUUCUACAGGUUGUCCUGAAAUUAUUUAUAGUACAACGAUACAAAAAAACAAACAAUCAAUUAUAAUCAAUUUACAAAAGUAUUAUAUAGUUUUUCAUGAUAGAUUCGCAAGACGAAUUGUUUGAAACACGAGAUUAUCGUUCAAUCGAAAUCUAUAAUUCUUCAAACAGAGAUAUCGAUUUCGAAGUUUUAAUCGAUUUUCAUAAAUCGUUGACCGAAUCAACAACAAAUUAACGCGAAACGGAACGAUGACAUUGGUGGUGUCAUCGAUAAUUAAAUAUAACGGAAUAACCGAAAUUUUGCAGGUUAUCUUUUCAGUUAAUUUACAAAGUGACAAGAAGGAACUUUCGAUGGGACAUUCGUGAUCGUGUAUUACAGUGAAUCGAGUUACAGUUUACGUUAUUCAUUGUCAUGCGCAGACGCGAUCGUUUCGUACGACAAGUAGGCUAGAUUUGAUUAUCAAAAGCGAACGAUUUAUUCGAUAUUUUGAAAGAGUAACACGGGAGUGACGCGCGGGAACGUGAUUACUUUUGUAUGUUAUGACUGGCGUAUUUUUCACGCGGCAGAAGGAGGGGAACGAUGCAAGGUGGUUGCCGUUGAUCGUUGGAGUUCGAGAAAAACGUGAAAAUCACGAGGAAGAGGGGCGGUCGGUGAAAUUCGGUGGCGGUGGGCCACAGGCUCGAUUGUCGGUGAUUGGCGCGGGAUACGCCGGCACCGGAAGUGCUAAAAUGCCCCGUAGCCUGCCGACUAGACGAGGUCUCCAGGCGUUGGCACUUGUUCUCGCCACUGCUUAUGCUACCAUUCUUCUUUAUCAGGCUGUUGCACCCCGUCAGUGGGUCGACGAGAUGACGGUGGAAGUGAACAGUAGGAGCGUACUGGUGGAAGUGCCAGCUUCGAGGAGGAUGCUGAUCAACGAGGAAUCUUCGGUGACACCUGCGAUCGCGACUGCGACCAUGGCACCGUUCACCACGAAUCUCGACGACGUGUUCAUCAGCGUGAAAACUACCAAGCAUUACCAUCACUCCCGUCUGCCAGCUAUCAUCAGCACGUGGUUUCAAUUCGCUAAGGAUCAGACUUGGUUCUUCACCGACCGGGACGAUCCCUACUUUCAGAAUCAGACCAACGGCCACAUGAUCAACACCAAGUGCUCGUCCUCGCACAACAGGCGGGCCCUCUGCUGCAAAAUGUCCGUCGAGUUCGACAGGUUCCUCGACAGCGGCCGGAAGUGGUUCUGCCACUUCGACGACGAUAAUUACGUGAACGUGCCACGCCUGCUGAAGCUUCUGGAUAACUACAAUCCACGGGAGGAUUGGUACCUGGGAAGGCCCUCGAUACCCGCACCCUUGGAGAUCAUCAGACAGGGCCCGGAACCUUCCAAGCGGCCGCAAAAGGUGAAAUUCUGGUUCGCUACGGGCGGCGCCGGAUUUUGUAUCAGCAGGGCGCUCGCGAUGAAAAUGACUCCCGUUGCUGGAGGCGGGAAGUUCAUCACGGUGGGCGACAGAAUUAGGUUGCCCGACGACGUGACGAUGGGAUACAUUAUCGAGUAUCUGCUGAAAAAGCAGCUCACAGUCGUCGAGCAGUUCCAUUCUCAUCUGGAACCGAUGAAGUUCCUCAACAAGGACACCUUUGGCGAGCAGGUGUCGUUCAGCUACUCGAAAGGUCCGAGGGACGAGUGGAAUAUUCUAAAGAUCGACGGUUUCGAUAUGAAGGACGAUCCGAAAAGAUUCAGGUCGAUCCACUGCCAUCUGUUCCCACACGUACCCAAUUGUCCGCACAGAUGAUGACCAGCCGGACGAUCCAAAUCGUAACAA